AACUUCUUUCUUAUCUCCGAUUCUGAGUGUAGGGUUAAAAUUUCUUCUCUUUACGGUUGCUCUUCUGCGGCAGAUCUGCGAAGAAAGAAAGCAUAGAGGCGAUGGCCGCUCGUUUCGGGCUCCUCCCCGCUCUCCUUCUGGCCUUCUGCCUCCUCUUCCCUUCCGCCACCCUGGCCUCCUCCUUCGAGUACUGCAACAAGGGAGCUGACUAUGCAGUUAAUGUCAGUGGUGUUGACAUAUCUCCAUAUCCAAUUGAACGGGGCGAGCUAACUACAUUCACUAUCUCAGCAUAUACUGGGGAUGUCAUUUCUGAAGGAAAAUUGGUGAUUGAUGUCAAGUAUAUAUGGUUUCAUGUUUACCAGGAAACUCAUGACCUUUGCAGUGAGACAUCAUGCCCAGUCUCGGCCGGUGCAUUCGAGCUAUCCCAUAAACAGACACUACCUAUGGUUACACCACCAGGUUGGUACACACUUACAAUGACGAUGAUGGGAGAAGAUGGGAAGCCACUGACAUGUAUCAACUUUGAUUUCAGCAUCGGAUUCAUGUCAUCUGUCGCAGAUAGCUGAAUGGGGUCUAAAUAUAGUUUUCAAUAGUAUAAUAUGUCAUGCUUAGCCUGUGGUUCUGACGUCACAGAACUGGAUAGAUUUUAAGAACCAUAUGAUAUCCAUGUUGUAUGAAUGCAAUCGACAUUAGUAUGAAUGUUGCACAUUACAAAGGGAAUAUGAAUCAAACGGUUUAGAUGUGAAUAAUUCUUCCAUCAGUAGUUCUUCUGUUCAAUGAAGGCACGCAAAGGUGUUGAA
Messenger RNA from Phoenix dactylifera (date palm), 800 nucleotides. Its product is annotated as MD-2-related lipid-recognition protein ROSY1-like. Gene Ontology annotation, biological process: intracellular sterol transport. Lineage: Eukaryota; Viridiplantae; Streptophyta; Magnoliopsida; Arecales; Arecaceae. Gene Ontology annotation, molecular function: sterol binding. The record is from RefSeq and is a predicted model, not a curated record.